AUGCUCACAGCAGGCCUGAACGGAGAACUCUUCACCAGUGGCCUGCGUUGGCAAGCAUGGGUGGCAGAUGCAGCAACAGCUUUCUUACAAGGUGCCCAAGAUACAGUAGAGCGAAAACUUCCUUUGUACCUCAAGCCGCCGUCCGACGGCGUCAUCAAGCUCACCCAACAUUGGAAAGCUCGGCUCUACCGCAUCCGCGGAAACAUCUAUGGUUUGUGCAAUGCACCGUUGACUUGGUACCGUGAGGUAUCAAAAAGGCUGGAGAGCAUCAACUACCGCAAGCACUCAUUUGAUGCCUGCAUCUUCUACAAGACCACCCAGCAAGAAGACAGAGAAGAAAUUGUCUCCAUCAUCCUAGUGUACGUAGAUGAUUUUUUGGGAAUCUAUCGACAGGACUACCCUAUCGAGGAAGUUCGGUCUUUGUUCCGAUGGGGUUCCAUCACCGACCUCGAGCCCUAUGUCCCUGUCACCUUCAAGGGAAAGGAACUUGAGAUUCAACGCAAUGAAGCCGGACGCUUUGUUUUGAAGCUGACGAUGAAGAAGUUCCUCAACAACUUGAGCAGUGGUUCCCUGAAACGAGGACGACAACAGGAGUCGCAAGACUUGAGCAUGGAAGAGCAGAAAGAGCUGAGAAGCAUUUGUGGAUGUCUUCAGUGGGUCAGCACUCAGACCCGCCCAGACUUAGCGUCAACAGUGAGCCUCACCCCACAUGGCAAUGAAGCCAAGCUGGAACACCUCAAGGUCCUGUUUGAAGCUAUCGAGUAUCUUCAUCAGACCUCAGAUGAUGGUUUGGUUUUUCAGGACAUCCCCUUCAAUGCCAGCACCACCAUGGUUGCUUACAGCGAUGCAUCAUUUGCGAACGCUCGCAAGUCCGGAUCUCAGAUUGGACUGGUGAUUGGGCUGACGACGCCCGACGUGCUGGAGCGUCCAACCACCCUCACAGUGGUGGACUGGAGAUCCACCAGAUCUCCUAGAGCCCCUGCGCCCGUCUUGAAUGACAAGCGCACGCUGGUCUCGAUCCGAGCAAUUCAAGAAUCAGUAUCAGCUCGACAGUUGAAGUGGCUGCCAACCCAAUACCAAUUUUCAGACUGCUUGACGAAGGUCAGUAAAGACCUUAGAGAUGUUUUUCGAAGAUGGCUUCAGAAUGCCAAAGCGGUCUUGACAGAGUCAGAUGAGGCCAAAGCCUACGCUCAAAGCCUUGGCAUAGAGACAAAUGGCAAAAGAAAGAAUACCAGUGAAAGUUUUGAGCUGAACUUGGCUGACAGGUCGCAGGUCGCCAUGCCUUACGUGACCGCGCCAGUGACACAGGUGCUCCCCUCUAAGGAGCUGAAGGAGCUGCCCGAGGGCACCAGCGGCUCGCCGCCCGCGGCCGAGCCGGCACCGGCGGAUGUGCCGGCGGACGUGACUGCCACCGGCGAAGAGGUGACGGGCGAAGCAGAGCAAGAAGCAGCCGAAGCAGAGGAUGGCCCCAAGACGAAGCGGGCCCAAUCCUUGCGCGCUCGGGUGCUGGCGGAGUUGGGCUCCUCCAGUGCAGAGGAGGUGAAGCAACGCCUGGUCAAGGAACUGGAGGAAGAGGGGCGGAAGGUGGCGAGUGCCAAGGCCAUUGAGGAGGAGAAGCAGACGCUGGUGGAUGAGGCUACAGCUGAGGUGGCCCAGCUGAGCAAAGCUGUGGAGGAAGCGACCGAGGCGGAGACUGAGGCAGUUCAGCGCGUGAAGGAGAUCAAGCAGAAGAAAAAAGAGGCCGCAAAGUUGACGGCACUGAAGAAGAAAGAACUCCAAGGCUAUGAGGAUAUGCUGGUGCUUCUGGAUCUGGAGAAGGAGAAGUGCAAGCGCCGGCGCGAGGCGGAGGAGUCGCGCGCCGGGGAGGAGGAUGCCAAGCGGCAGAAGAUCGAAGAAUUGAUGAAAGUCGUUGAAGAAGCGAAGAAGGCUCAGGAUGAGCUGAAGCGCAAGGAGAAGGAAGCACGUCAACAGGUGCGUUCUCUGGAGAAGGAGCAGAAGAAGCUCGCACGCCUGGGGCCCUUCAGCCGUCGUGUGGCGAAGGCCAAGGAGACGAAGGAGCAAGCUGAGCCCGAGUCCGUGGAAGCUGAGACGAAGGAGGCCUCUCCCACUGAAGGCGUAGAGGUGGUUGCCGUCAAGCGCGAGAUCUCUACGCCUGUGCCCACGCGCUUCGAGGUGCACGAAGUGAUCAGCAUCGAGGACUCACAGUGA
Molecule: messenger RNA, 2208 nt
Organism: Durusdinium trenchii
Lineage: Eukaryota; Dinophyceae; Suessiales; Symbiodiniaceae
Source: the annotation of a GenBank genome assembly